Molecule: messenger RNA, 1371 nt
Organism: Eutrema salsugineum
Lineage: Eukaryota; Viridiplantae; Streptophyta; Magnoliopsida; Brassicales; Brassicaceae
Product: UDP-glycosyltransferase 76C1
Exons: 2
Coding region: 1-1371 (456 amino acids)
Molecular function (GO): UDP-glycosyltransferase activity
Source: RefSeq, a predicted model, not a curated record
AUGGAGAAGACUAAUGGCCGACGAGUAAUUCUGUUUCCAUUACCAUUACAAGGCUGCAUAAACCCUAUGAUUCAGCUAGCAAAGAUCCUCCACUCGAGAGGUUUCUCCAUCACUGUGAUCCACACGCGCUUCAACGCGCCAAAAGCUUCAAGCCACCCUCUCUUCACCUUCUUACAAAUCCCAGAUGGCUUGUCUGAAGCAGAGACAAGAACUCGCGAUGUCACACUUCUCAUAACGCUUCUCAACCAAAGAUGUGAGUCUCCGUUCCGUGAGUGUUUGACUAAACUGUUUGCAGAGUCAGAAACAGAGGAAGAAAAACAGAGGACAAGCUGUUUGAUCGAUGAUUCUAAUUGGCUCUUCACACAAUCCGUGGCGGAGAGUUUUAAUCUUCCAAGAUUUGUCCUCUGCACAUAUAAAUUCACAUUCUUUCUAGGUCAUUUGCUUGUUCCUCAGCUUCGCCGUGAAGGGUUUCUUCCAUUUCCAGAUUCUGAAGCAGAGGAUCUAGUUCCGGUCUUUCCGCCGCUUCGAAAGAAAGAUCUUUCGCGAAUUAUGAGAAACAGCCGUCAAAGCGAGCUACUCGAUUCUUACUUGCAAAAGAUACUCGAGACGACGAAGCGAGCUUCAGGGAUCAUAGUCAUGUCCUGCGAAGAGCUUGACCGAGAUUCACUUGCAGAGUCCAACGAAGUCUUCACCUUUCCGAUAUUCCCCAUCGGCCCAUCUCACAUCCAUGACGUGCAAGCCUCGUCUAGCAGCUUGUUCGAACCGGACCAGAGUUGCAUUCCAUGGUUAGAUAAGCGUGAAACGAGAUCAGUAACCUACGUGAGCUUAGGCAGCAUUGUGACCAUCAGCGAGUCUGAAUUAUUGGAGAUUGCUUGUGGACUAAGCAACACCAACCUAUCCUUUCUUUGGGUUGUCCGGCCUGGUUCAGUCCACGGCAGAGAUUGGAUCGAAUCUUUACCACAAGGGUUUAUUGAAAGUCUUGACGAGAAGGGAAAGAUAGUGAAAUGGGCCCCACAAAAGGAGGUUCUUGCGCAUCGAGCCAUUGGAGGGUUUUUGACACACAAUGGAUGGAACUCGACGGUAGAGAGUAUAUGCGAAGGGGUUCCUAUGAUCAGCUUGCCUUUUGCGUGGGACCAAAUGCUAAACGCGAGAUUCGUCAGCGAUGUCUGGAGGAUCGGGAUUCAUUUGGAAGGUCGCAUAGAGAGAAGAGAAAUCGAGAGAGCCGUGAGAAGACUAAUGCUUGGAUCGGAAGGAGAAGGUAUUCGAGAGAGAAUUAACGCGUUGCGAGAUGAAGUAAGAAGAUCGGUUCAACGAGGAGGAUCGUCUUCUCGAUAUCUAGAUGAUCUGGUUGAUCGUAUUUUAUCAUUCUAG